GACGUAACUUUCAUAUCGUUAUCUACAGAACGUGCUGUGCCAAUGACAACAAGAGAAGGCAACAAGGCAAAGAAAGCAAAUCCACAUCUAUAAAUAUUGAAGUGAGAGUGAAUUAUUGAUGUAUAUUGUGAGAAAUGGUAGGACCAGUGAGGCCUCAAUUUGUGUUGUUUGGUUCAUCCAUAGUUGAGCUGAGUUAUAGUUGUGAAGGUUGGGGAGCUACCCUUGCCAACUUGUAUGCUCGCAAGGCAGAUGUAAUUUUGAGAGGAUAUUGUGGUUGGAAUACAAGACGUGCUCUGCAGGCUCUCGAUAAAAUAUUUCCCAAGGAUGCCGGUGAUCAACCAUCAUUGGUAAUUGUGUACUUUGGUGGCAAUGAUUCUAUGCAUCCACAUCCAACUGCCCAUAGUCCUCAUGUACCCCUCCAAGAAUACAUUCAAAAUAUGAGGAAUAUUGCUAUCCAUCUAAUGAGCCUUUCAAAGAAGACUCGCUUAAUAUUUCUCAGUUCCCCUCCCAUCAAUGAGGUGCAAAUGCAUGAGAUGCUCAGUGAUCUACUGGGGCCAUUAAAAAGGACAAAUGAAUCAUGUAGAUUAUACUCAGAAGCAUGUUUGGAGUUGUGCCGUGAGAUGAAUGUGAAAGCCAUUGAUCUCUGGUCUGCACUCCAGCAAAGGCAUGACUGGUUAGAUGUUUGCUUCACGGAUGGAAUUCAUUUGUCACAUGAGGGAAACAAAAUAGUGGCAAAAGAGAUAUUGAAGGUCCUCAGAGAAGCAGACUGGGAACCUAGUCUGCACUGGAACUCAAUGCCAACAGAGUUUGCUGAAGAUUUCACUUUAUGAUCCAAAUGGUGCCGAUGAAAGAGUAUUAUAAAUGUCUCUAACGGGAACUUCCAAGGAAAUUCUCAAUUGGAGUAGAAUUAUUCUGCAUUUUCAAGCUACAGAAAAACCCAAAGUUUGAAUCACAAAGUGGAAUGGUUUUAUAAUGUUUAUAGGUGCUUAAA
Messenger RNA from Vigna unguiculata (cowpea), 991 nucleotides. RefSeq names its product GDSL esterase/lipase WDL1-like. Lineage: Eukaryota; Viridiplantae; Streptophyta; Magnoliopsida; Fabales; Fabaceae. The record is from RefSeq and is a predicted model, not a curated record.